ACACAGACACCACGCCACUACUAGAGAGGUUGCCAGCCAUGUCGUCUGCAUCUUUUCGUUAUGACCGAGAUUCAGACAAGUUCUCGGAGGAAUCCCAAAGUCGCAAGGGUUCUGUGGCUGCAUCCGAUCUGAGAUCUGAUCGAUGGAGCGUGACUGAUCGCUCUUCCAGACUUGCCAAGUUGAAGGAGAAGCAGCGGGAGAUCCAAAAACAAGUGGAUCAAAGGAAGGGACGACCAGAGAAAGAAAGUGAAGGUCAAGGUGGUCCCUUCCUUGGUCAAGGUGGUCAAGGUGAUGAUAUGACACACAUAGCGUCCUUGGAGCUCAGUCGGCAGAGCUCACCUCCAUUGGGGUCAGCCUCCAAGUUGCAGAGUCCUUCCGGUGGAGAUCUCUCCAUCAGGUCGGAUGACCAGUUAGAUCAGUUAGUCGACCUCUCGAUGAAGAUUGAGAAAAUGGGAUCUGAGAUCAGUGCCCAACAGAAGCAGCUUCAAGACUUGAUGAUGACAGCAGCUGCGGCUGCAUCUCAGAAAGGCCUAGAAGAAUGCAUGAUGCGCAUGGAAGAUCAGCACAAGAUCCAUUUGGACGAGAUGCAUCGUCUCCAGCAGUCCUUUGCAAAUGAUAGUGAAUGUCAAGGUCUGCGUGUACAACUAGAUGCUUCCAAGCAACGUGAGCAAUCCUUGGAGACACAGCAGAUCCUUCUGGAAAGAGCUUGGAAUGAUGAGAAGGAAAGCUUGGAGAAGCAACUUUCCCAGCUGCGCAGCCGUGAAACGACUUUGUUGCAGCAGUUGCAGAAAGCCAUCGUGGAGGUUCCUGCUACGCCCGCUUCGGAGGAAAAAUCUGAGCCGAAAUCGUUGAAGUAUCUGAAGUGGAAGCGAGUCCAGUUCCGGCCACGGAUCUUUUUAGGUAUUGCGGGCUUUGUUGGUCUAGUGGCAGCUAUGACAGCUCACUUCAAAUGGCGCCACCAUGCUGCGCCGCACAAACCACCCAGGGGAUUAAGAGGUCCUUUGGGACGGGUGAGACUGGCAGCACACUUGCGCGGUUGAAGGAAAA
Molecule: messenger RNA, 1047 nt
Organism: Cladocopium goreaui
Lineage: Eukaryota; Dinophyceae; Suessiales; Symbiodiniaceae
Source: the annotation of a GenBank genome assembly